AUGGUUCUCGACCGCCUAAAGCAAGUCGCCCAACAUGUCUCCGGCACUACCCCUCCUCCUCAUCCCUUCGACCCUCUCUCUGCCUCUGAGAUUGAGAAGGCGGUAGCACUCAUCAGGAAAGAGCAUGGGCCGCUCGCUUACAAUGCCGUUACAGUCUGGGAACCCAGGAAGGCGGACAUGCUGGCAUGGCUCGCGGACGCAGAUCAUACGCCGAGACCGCACCGAGUUGCGGACGUGGUAGCGAUCAAGAAGGGAGGGAGUGUAUAUGAUGGGUUGGUUGAUUUGGACGAGGCGAAAGUUCUGAAGUGGGAGAGCACGGAGGGUGUGCAGCCAUUGAUUACGAUGGAGGAUCUGCAGAUUGUGGAGCAUGUUGUGAGGGAGGACCCCAAGGUCAUUGAGCAAUGUGGCAUCAUUGGGAUACCGAAGGAGGACAUGCACAAGGUCUACUGUGAUCCUUGGACCAUUGGUUUCGAUGAGCGGUUUGGGAACAAGGUCAGGCUUCAGCAGGCUUUGAUGUACUACAGACCGCAUAUCGACGACAGCCAGUACACGUUCCCACUGGACUUCACCCCUAUUUUCAACUGUGAUACCCAGGAGAUCAUCCACAUCGAUGUCCCUCCCGUAAGAAGACCCAUCAAUCAAGCACCAGCGAAUAAUUACCACCCCGCCGCAAUUGAGGCAGAAGGCGGCUAUCGCAAGGACUUGAAGCCGAUCAAUAUCACUCAGCCUGAAGGUGUGUCAUUCAACGUUGACGGGAGGAUCAUUGAAUGGCAGAACUGGAAGGUUCACGUGGGCUUCAACUACCGUGAGGGUAUCGUGCUGAACAACAUCACCUACAAUGACAAGGGCAACGAAAGAGGCGUCUUCUACCGACUUUCACUAGCCGAGAUGGUGGUGCCAUAUGGAAACCCUGAGCACCCUCAUCAACGGAAACAUGCCUUUGAUCUGGGUGAAUACGGAGGUGGCUACAUGACCAAUAGCCUCGCUCUCGGCUGCGAUUGCAAAGGGGCAAUCCACUACAUGGAUGCGAACUUCGUGAACCGUGCUGGUGCAAGCCAAACGAUCAAGAACGCCAUCUGCAUCCACGAAGAAGACGCCGGCAUCCUCUUCAAGCACACUGACUUCCGAGACGACUCAGUCAUCGUGACUCGAGGGAGGAAAUUGCUGAUUUCGCACGUGUUUACUGCUGCAAACUACGAGUACUGCGUUUACUGGAUUUUCCACCAGGAUGGAACAGUGCAGCUCGAGGUCAAGCUUACGGGCAUUCUGAACACCUACGCCAUGAACCCGGGAGAAGAUACGCACGGCUGGGGCACGGAGGUGUACCCAGGGGUCAACGCUCACAAUCACCAGCAUCUCUUCUGCAUGCGGAUAGAUCCCAACAUUGACGGGCCACAAAACACCAUUUUCCAGGUCGACGCCAAGGCAGGGCCUGGUGAGGUCGGCAGCGCGGAGAAUAAGUACGGUAAUGCCUUCUACGCGCAUAAGACCAAAUUCACGACUCCAACUGAAGCGAUGUCGGAUUAUGAGGGGAGCUCUAGUCGGACUUGGGAAAUGGCGAACACGAAUAAGAUCAAUCCGUACAGCCACAAGCCCGUUAGCUAUAAGCUGGUCAGCCGAGAAGUGCCUAGCUUGCUGCCGAAAGAGGGUGGUCUGGUAUGGAAACGAGCUGGAUUUGCAAGACAUGCUGUCCAUGUCACUAAAUACCAAGACGAUCAAGUGCACCCCGCUGGCCGUCAUGUCCCGCAGACAUCCGGCGAACCGUCUCAAGGUCUCCCCGAAUGGAUUGCACAACACGCCGAGGAAAACAUCGACAAUACGGAUGUUGUCCUCUGGCACACAUUUGGCAUCACACAUUUCCCGUCGCCCGAGGACUAUCCGGUCAUGCCUGCGGAGCCCAUGACAUUGCUGCUUCGACCUCGGAAUUUCUUCCUGAAGAAUCCGGCGCUGGAUGUGCCGCCGAGCUACUGUUCCACUCCAAGCCAGAAGGCGAGUCUGUUGCAGCGGGGAGAGAUGAACAAUGCGGACAAGGCGAGUCGGGCGGUUUGA
This is a messenger RNA of Letharia columbiana, 2049 nucleotides long. RefSeq lists its product as uncharacterized. The record is from RefSeq and is a predicted model, not a curated record. The coding region runs from base 1 to 2049 and encodes 682 amino acids. The transcript is spliced from 2 exons. Gene Ontology annotation, molecular function: copper ion binding; primary methylamine oxidase activity; quinone binding. Lineage: Eukaryota; Fungi; Ascomycota; Lecanoromycetes; Lecanorales; Parmeliaceae. Gene Ontology annotation, biological process: amine metabolic process.